AUGUAUGACACUGUCCUGCGAUUGGACAUGCCAACUGACACCCGCAUAGUGGGAUUCGCGGACGACAUCGCCAUCGUCACUGUGGCCAAGGAUAUCCAGCAAGCGGAAGAAAACACCAAUGCAGCAGUGUUUAGGAUUCUGGAAUGGAUGGAGGCAAACUCACUAUCCAUAGCCGCACACAAAACCGAGGCCGUGCUCAUAAGCAGCAGGAAAAAAGUGGAAACAGCCAGGAUCGAAGUCGCCGGAUGCUCUAUAACAUCAAAGCCUGCCAUUAAAUACCUUGAAGUCAUGAUGGACCAUAGGCUAACAUUCAAAGCCCACCUGCAGUAUGCCGCAAAUAAAGCUGGGAAGGCCACGUCAGCUAUAACUCGGCUUAUGGCUAACGUCGGCGGCCCCAAGCAACGGAGCAGAUGGCUCAUCUCGACGGUGGUAAGGUCCAUCAUCCUAUAUGCCGGCGCCAUAUGGGCACCAGCGAUAUCAUCCCCCACCUAUAGCCGGAAUUUCAUGUCGUCGUACCGAACAUGCGCACUCAGGACCGUAUGCGCGUUUAGGACAGUCCUCGAAGAUGCCGCCUUCGUGCUGUCUGAUAUGGCCCCACUAGACCUCUUGGCUAACGAGGCUAGAAAUAGAGAUCCGCCGCCAGUUAGAAGAGAGACGACUCUGACUAACUGGCAACGCAUAGGGCGUGACUCAAACCAUGGGAGCUGGACAAGGCGCCUUCUCCCCGACAUUCGGCAAUGGCUUAAUCGCAAACAUGGCCAGACUGACUUCUAUCUGACACAGUUACUGACGGGACAUGGAUGCUUUAAAUCCUACUUGCAAUAG
Molecule: messenger RNA, 825 nt
Organism: Drosophila willistoni
Lineage: Eukaryota; Metazoa; Arthropoda; Insecta; Diptera; Drosophilidae
Exons: 1
Coding region: 1-825 (274 amino acids)
Source: RefSeq, a predicted model, not a curated record